AUGUCGGAUUCAAAUACAUUUUUAGGAGAUUUACCUGAAUUAUCUUAUGAAAUCAUAAAUUAUUUAAAGAAUGAUUUUUCAACUUUAUACUCAUGCAUUUUAGUUAAUAGAUUAUGGUGUCGUCUAGCGAUUCCAUUAUUAUGGAAAAAUCCAUUUUCGAAUCCUACCCGGAAUUAUAGUUUUAUCGAAAUUUACUUGAAUAAUUUAAAUGAUGAUUUUAAAACGAAAUUAAAUGAAUAUGAAAUUAUUAAUAUUUCAUUAUUUUCAAAGAAUAUAAUGUUUAAUUAUCUAAAGUUUUUAAGAUAUUUGAACAUAGAGAAAUUUAUAUCCUCUGUUGAGCAGUGGUUGGCUGAUGUUGCUUCUAUUAAUACAAAAUCCUUAUAUAAUUCCGAACAAGAUUUUAAAGAUUUUAGGAGUUUGGUUCUUAUGUCACUAUUUAAAAUUUUUAUUGAAAAUGAGGUAAAUUUGGAUACUCUUGAAAUUAAGACCUCAAGUACUAAUUAUAAUAGUGAUAUUCUUGAGUUAAUUUUAAAAAAUCAAAAUUUCAUUCACAAUGUUAAAAAUUUGAAACUUCAUAUCGAUGAUAAUAAUGACUGUAAGAUAAUUUAUAAUCGUAUAACACAAAUAAUUCAUUUACAUCAAAAUCUUAAGAAAAUUUUAAUAGUAGGUGCUAAUAAUUAUACAUCUUUAUAUCUAUCAUUGUUAUUAUCAAAAGAUUAUAAUUGUUCAAAUACCUUAAAUACAAUCAUUUUCUAUUGCGUCAUAUUUAAAUCAAUAAACAAUCUUGAUAAAGUAUUAGAACAAUUAAAUGUUUUAGAAUCCGUUCAUAUUUUUUAUUGUUCUUUCUUGGAUAGUAACUUUACUCAACAAAUUAUUAAUUUAACUAAACCAUUUAAAUUAAAAUCUUUAUUUCAUAUAUAUGAAACACCACAAAUUGAAACAGUACAACAAUUAUUACAAAAAUCUGGUGAUUAUUUAGAAAAUUUCGGUUUUAUCUAUAACGCAUCAUUAAAUCAACAAUUAUUAAAAUAUUGUAAGAAUAUCAAAUUUUUUUAUUUUCUUAUAAAUGAAAGUUCGUUUACUUAUCAAUUAAUCAAUUUAAUUGAAAAUAUUAAACAAAGUCUUAGUUGUCUUUCAAUUAUAUUGAGAAAUAAUCAUUCAACAAAUUGUAGUUCAUUCAUAUUACAAAAUCUUGGACAAAUUCUUCCUUCUAAAUUAGAUUACUUAAGUUUGGACCUUAAUAUUAAAAAAAAUGAUUUUAGAGUAUUCUUAGAAAAUUCUCAAUAUAUUCUUAUUAAUAAAUUAAUAAUAGCACAAAGUGGUAGUGAUGAUAUUUUACAUUACAUAAAGGAACAUAUUAUGAAGGAAAAAAGAGUCAAGUAUUUGGCUAUUAAGAAUUUUAGAACUAGUAAAGAAUUGUUUAAUUUAAAAGAUGAAGUGAAGGAAUUUGAUAUACAUAAUAUUAAGGUUCGAAGUUAUGAUGAUUUAGUUAUUAGCGUUCAUAGCCUUUCAAAUAGUCCAUUUUUGGAAAUUGGACAAUGA
This is a messenger RNA of Rhizophagus irregularis DAOM 181602=DAOM 197198, 1542 nucleotides long. RefSeq lists its product as uncharacterized. NCBI's taxonomy places the organism in Eukaryota, Fungi, Glomeromycota, Glomeromycetes, Glomerales, Glomeraceae. Gene Ontology annotation, molecular function: protein binding. The record is from RefSeq and is a predicted model, not a curated record.